Molecule: messenger RNA, 1647 nt
Organism: Miscanthus lutarioriparius
Lineage: Eukaryota; Viridiplantae; Streptophyta; Magnoliopsida; Poales; Poaceae
Source: the annotation of a GenBank genome assembly
AUGGGCUGCGGUGGCUCCAAAGAAGCGGUGGCCACCGGCAACUCCGGCAGCAGCAGAUGCAACCGAUUCAAGAGGAAAUCCAGCGUCGUCGACGCCACCCAGCCAUCGUCUCGUGUGCUUCAGCCAUCCAACAACACCUCCACCGCCGCUGCGAAGGCCAAUGGCGAGGUGAUCGCUGAGAUGAAGGACAAGGCAGCCAGAUUGAAAGAGAGAGCCAUUGGGGAGAAGAAAGAGGAAGGGAUCAACAACAAGGCCGAACAGGUCGUGAAGGACAACAAAGAAGCUGUCACUGAGAAGGAAGGCAACGCGAUCUCGAAGGCGAAUGCCAUCGGGGAGGAGAAACAGGUCGAGAUAAAGAAGGAUGAAGCAGUCGUCACGGAUGCUAGAGAAGUGGUCACCGUUGAAAAGGGCAAAGAAGCAUUGACCGAUAAGGCUGCCAAGGAGAAGAAAGAUGAGGUCGUCAAGGACAAAGCAGUGGUCGCCGAUCAGAAGGCUGGCAUGUCAUCAACUGAGGAUGUGAAUAUCAUUACCGAGGAGAAAGAAGAAGAUAUCAAGAAGGAUGGUGUGCUCAAAAUAUCGACUAAGGCAGCCGUUGAGAAGGAAAAUGGGGGUGACAAUAAAGACAUGGCAACCGAGGAGAAUGAUGAGGCUGCAUCGACCGAGAACGGCAAUGUUGAGGAGAACAAGGAGGAUGACAGUGUCACCUUCCCGGUUGCCAUGGUGACAGAGGAGGAUGGCAGCAUCACCUUCGCAAUACCAGAUGACGCCGAGGCCAAGGACGAUGAAAGUGUUACCUUCGCAAGUGCCCCCACAACCAGCAACAUGGUUGCCAUGGUGACCGAGGAGGAUCGAAGUGUCACAUUUGCAGUACCAGUUUCCCCUGUGACCAAGGAUGAUGAGAGUGUUACCUCUGCAGCUGCCCCAGCAACCAAGGACCACGACAUCGUUGCCAUGGUGACUGAGGAGGAUGGCAGUGUCACCUUCGCAAAACCAUUGGCCCCUGUGACCAAGGAUGGUCACAGUAUUAACUUUGUGGCUACCCCUGCGACCAAGGAUGAUGAUAGUGUUGCCUCUGCAGCUUCCCCGACGACCAAGGACAACGAAAUUCUCAGCUUACAGGCUGCCCAAGAGGAGGAGGAGGAAGAGGAGAAGGAGGUAGAAGAGAAACCUGAGCCUUCUGAGGACAAUGAGGAGGUGGAAAAUGAGGCAGAGCUGGCAGAGCCUACUGUUUCUGAAGAUGAGGAGGCCAUGACCGAAGCUGAUGGUGCAACAAAAGCUGAGGAGGAGGCAGCAGGACAGUCUGAACCUUCUGAAGAUAAUGAGGUAACCAAUGAGGCAGAUCUGCCAGAUGCUACUGCUGUUGAGCAGGUGCUAACCAAAGUUAUUGAGGAAUUCAAAGUGGAGGAGGGGAGGGUGGACACAGUAGGCGAGAACACGGUUGAGGAGGAAGACGAGAGUGUCUCCAAAGAGCCAGAUGAGGGGAAAUCCAUUGCACCUUUGAGAGACGAGGAUGGGGAAUCAGACGGGAAAGAACCCAUUGGUUUGAAGGAGGCCAGAACCACCGAGGAAAAGACAUUGGACUCGGAUAUCCCAGAGAAGAAGAGCGAUAAUGAAAAGGAUGCUGCUCUAAGUGCGUCGUCUUUUUGA